AUGAAGAGGGACGACAACAGACCCUCAAUCGACGCGGUGGCAACGCCGGGCCCAUAUAUCGUAGCCGGCGUCGAAGAGCACACCGGUCCUCGGCCGACCGAAACGACCAGUUUGCUUCCCAAGCGGAAUCACAGGAACCGCUCAGAUGUUCACCAUCGGGAUUGCAUCUCGGGCCCGCGCUUUCAUUUUCUAUUCUGGAGCAUAAUCUUUGGCUGCUCAAUUGCGUUCUUUGACACUACCUUAAUGGCUUCUUCCCACCCCGUCAUCACUUCCUACUUCGAAGCGUCGAACGCUGCUUCCUGGCUUAGUACUGUGUUCUAUUUGACCUCGACGGUGUUCCAGCCUGUCUACGGCCGCGUUUCUGACACUAUCGGUCGACGGCCAGCAUUGCUGUUUGCGAUCGUCAUGUUCUUCGCUAGCACCGUGUGGUGUGGCGCGGCUAGCAGCAUUGGCAGUUUUAUCGCCGCCAGAGCAGUAAGUGGAUUGGGCGCCGGUGGUCUGGUUGCUCUGGGUGGAAUCUUGACGAGUGACAUUGUCAAAAUCGAGUACAGGGGCAUCUAUCAGAGUUAUUUCAAUUUGGCAUAUGGAGCAGGCAAUGGGCUGGGUGCCGCCCUAGGGGGCUUUCUUUGUGACUAUUUCGGCUGGCGCGCUGCUUUCUUCCUACAGCUACCUUUCAUCGUCGUUUACGGUGUUCUUGCCAUUUUUUCUUGUCCAGAUGACCUCGGUCCAAACUUUGCAAAGACGCAAGGGAAGACACUCAGCGAAGCCUUCAAGAGCUUCGACACUUAUGGGACGAUUGGACUGAUUACCACGGUCACCGGCCUCAUUCUUGGAGUGAACUUGGGCGGCAACGUAUUCACAUGGACACACCCUUUUGUCAUCGGCAGCCUAGUGAUCUCUGGCAUUGCAGGCGCCUCCCUGAUCUUUGUGGAGCGGACAGCCGAGCGACCUAUUCUCCCUUUAAGGCUGUUUUCUACAGCCCCCGUUGCGAAUGUGAUUGGGAGCAAUUUCCUUGCCUCGAUGCUCACCAAUACCAUUCUGUUCAAUGUUCCUUUAUAUCUCCAGGCAGUCCGACAAACAUCACCCACCACUUCCGGCCUUUACCUCCUCCCUCCUUUAGUCGGUGCUAGCAUCACCGGCCUGUUAGCAGGAGUCUACAUUACUCUCACAAGACGGAUGAGGCCGCCCAUGGUGCUGGGUUCAAUCAUGGGACUUGGUGGCGCUAUGGCUGUGAUGUGCUUGUCAGCGGACACGCCGACCUCGCUUGUCCCCUACCUCAUUCCUUUUGUCCAGAUUGGCCAAGGAUUCUUCUUCCCAGCAGGCACUAUUGCAGUCCUAGCGCUAAACUCUCAGGAGGACCAAGCUGUGGCUACUACCACACUUGGUCUGAUCCGCAAUCUCGGCUCAAUCAUGGGUGUGGCCUUGAGCAGCUGGGUGUUGCAAAAUGCGCUGCCUAUAUACUUGAACAAAUGCGUCACAGCACCCGACGCGGCGACCAAGGAGCAUAUCAUCCGUACGGUCAGAGAAUCGAUCCGCUCAAUCCGAGAUUUGGACCCGGUGCACAAGAAACAGGUCAUUGUUGCGUAUGCGUUGAGCCUGAGGGCAACAUUUUUCACAGGGAUAGUUUUUUCUAUGCUGUCCUGCUUGCUCAUUUGGCCCGCUCGCCUGCCCCGUCUGCAAAAGCAAGAGGACCUUGACAAAGACGAGGCAGCCGUCUACGCUCCGGGAUCGAGCGACGAGGGAAAUUGUGAUGAAGAGGAGCAAGAAGAGGAUGAGGCACGAGCGUUGCUGGCGACGCCGACCCUAUCGAUUGCUCGAACUGUGACGAGCGGCACAAAUCGAAGCAAGAGGUCGACGUCUCUAGGCGGACACGUUGAGAGAAGAGCAAGUUUCGAUAUGAAUUUCUAG
Cladophialophora psammophila CBS 110553 is the source of this 1908-nucleotide messenger RNA. RefSeq lists its product as uncharacterized. The coding region runs from base 1 to 1908 and encodes 635 amino acids. Gene Ontology annotation, biological process: basic amino acid transport; transmembrane transport. The record is from RefSeq and is a predicted model, not a curated record. Lineage: Eukaryota; Fungi; Ascomycota; Eurotiomycetes; Chaetothyriales; Herpotrichiellaceae. Gene Ontology annotation, cellular component: fungal-type vacuole membrane. The transcript has 2 exons. Gene Ontology annotation, molecular function: basic amino acid transmembrane transporter activity.